CUGGUCUGCCCGCCCGGUUCUCCUCUUUAACUUUUCGUUGUUACUCUUACUCGUCUGUCUCUCUGUAACCCUAAUCUUCUCUUCUUGCUCCGCUGAUAUCACGGGACGGAAUGGUGUUAAAAACUCGUUAGCUCCUCUCUAUCCGACAAGCGACGGAGUGCUCAUUUCCCUUCUGCUACAGCGAAGCGGUAGAUGGUUUUCUGCUAAACCCGACGAAGUUCCAGAGAAUGAAAUCUCUCAGAGUUCUCAGAGUCUUGGCAUCGCUCGCUGGGCGACCUUCCAAUACCUUGCCGCAAAACCCAACUCACCUCGCCCGCUGUUUCACAGCUCACCCGCAACACCAAGACAGUAGUGAUAACGACGCCUUCGAUAGCAGCCACUACGCGAUUCCCGCCAUUGAUCCUGAUGCCUCUGCUACUUCUUCUUCUAAAACCCUCCUAGAACCCACCUGGGAUGUGAAGUACAGAGAGAAAGCCGAUAAAUUUAUAUUUGGGGAAGAAACCCAGAAAAGUAAGCUGAAGACAGCGCUUCACGAGGAAGAGGACGAUUUGAAGCGGAGAGUGCUGGCCAGAGCCUUGCUCGAGGCUGCACUUAAGGGAGAUGACGAAGAGGAGGAAUUGGUGAGGGAAGAAGACCAGAAGUCUCUUUCUGUCGGGAUUAUUGGUGCUCCUAAUGCUGGGAAAUCGUCCUUAACGAAUUACAUGGUGGGAACAAAGGUUUCUGCUGUGUCGCGAAAAACGAAUACCACUAUUCAUGAAGUACUGGGGGUAAUGACGGAAGGAGAUACCCAGAUCUGUUUCUUCGACACUCCUGGUCUCAUGCUAAAUAGUCGUGGGUAUGCUUACAAAGAUGUGAAGACACGGGUGGAAAAUGCUUGGAGCACAAUUGGGCUGUAUGAUGUCCUCAUAGUUAUUUUUGACGUUCACAGGCACCUGACCAGGCCCGAUUCGAGGGUGAUAAGGCUGGUUAAAAAGUUGGGAGAACAGGAAGAUGCAAAGCAGAAAAGGGUAUUAUGCAUGAAUAAGGUUGACCUAGUUGAAAAGAAGAAAGAGUUGGUACAGGUCAUAGAACAAUUCAAAGAUCUACCUGGCUACGACAGGCAGUUCCUGAUAUCCGGGCUAAAGGGUGUUGGAGUAAAAGAUCUUACACUGUAUUUGACGACACAGGCAAUUAAAAGACCCUGGGAUGAAGAUCCUCUUGAGUUGGGUGAAGAAGUGAUGAAGAACGUGUCAUUAGAAGUUGUCCGGGAAAGAUUAUUAGACCAUGUUCAUCAGGUAAAACUCUAAAUGUUCCUAAUUGACAAACAAUUGUUGUUAUUCUCCCAAGGAUUGCUUGUGCUGGGUACCACUGAAUCCAUCCUGCUUUCAUUUCAGGAAAUCCCAUAUAGCAUCGAACAUCGGUUGAUGGACUGGAAGGAACUGAGGGAUGGGUCACUCAGGAUAGAGCAGCACUUUAUCACAAACAAAUUAAGCCAGCGGAAGAUUCUCGUUGGCAAGGGUGGUUGCAAAAUAGGGAGAAUAGGUAUAGAAGCUAACGAAGAGCUGAAGUCAAUAUUCAAGAGGGAAGUGCACCUCAUCCUUAAGGUUAGGCUGAAAACUUGACGAAGAAAAGCGCUGGCAUUAUCAGGAUCUCCACGUUUCCCAAACAACCAUAUCUUUUCGGGGUUGUUCUUGUACAUACCAGAAAGUGCAGUUGGCAGCAGCAAUGCAUCUGCCACCACGACACUUCAUCAGCUCGCUUACUUUGCCUGAAUCUGUAUGAACAAAACAAGGAAGACCACUCUUAAGAGAAGCUUCGGGCUGAAUGUUAGUGGGCAAUAGAAGAGCGAGCAGCUAUCUGGUUCAGACCAUUCAGAGAAGCUAUUGAUUUUUAUCCUGAGGCUGAAGGCCUGCCUCUGUUUUGGGGUCACUAUGAUGUUGUUCUGGUUUCUACCCAUCUCAUAUUAUAAAACAUUACUGUUCUUUUUAGAAUAAUAAUAAUUAUUUGAGUGGCCGAUCUGUUCCAUAAUUAAGUUUGUUCAUCAAUGAUAAGAAACUCUUGCAGCCAA
This is a messenger RNA of Linum tenue, 2047 nucleotides long. NCBI's taxonomy places the organism in Eukaryota, Viridiplantae, Streptophyta, Magnoliopsida, Malpighiales, Linaceae. The record is from the annotation of a GenBank genome assembly.